Molecule: messenger RNA, 160 nt
Organism: Racocetra persica
Lineage: Eukaryota; Fungi; Glomeromycota; Glomeromycetes; Diversisporales; Gigasporaceae
Source: the annotation of a GenBank genome assembly
GUCUAAGAAAGGUCUUGGAAUUAUAAACCAUGUCGAAAAACCUUUAAAAAACUAUCCUGGUGCACUUAUUACUCUUACCGAUGAACAAGCAGUCGAAUUCCAACAUCUCAUUAAUGAAGCCUUCGGAAAUGACUACAUUGAUGAUGCGCAACUUCUCUAG